CACACUCCUGACCAUAAGCAAGUUGCUGCUUGUGGCCAGCAGGGAAGGAGACAAAGGGGUCAUCCCCAUUUCUUUCCUGGGGAAGAGUGGAUGCUUCUCCUUCAGCCCCAGAUUCUCCAACCAAGUUGGGAAGGAAGCUAGGAAAGAUGCCAGAUAGGAAAGCGGCAAUGGAGCAUCCAGCUUUCUGACGGUUCGUUGGUUCCUUGAUGCCUGUGGGAGUUGAGUGUCAGGAGACGCCUUGCCCUUUGAGUGGUACACAGAGUCAUUAAGAAAUUCCAGUGCAUCCUUCUUAUCCAUGUGAAUUCAAUCUAAUUAAAGGUUGGCAUGGAUCCCAGGGUCUCCUCUGAGAAUCAUCAGAAGAUCCCAAUGGAGGAGGAUUAUGAACAGAGAGAGGAGCCCAAGAAUGAUGGAGAUGAUGAGCCAGAGCCCUUUGGGUCCAGCCGUAUUAUGGCAGAAGAUAGCCACAUACAAAAGCAGCUGGAAUUCCAAAAUGGUAGCUUAGAGGAAGGAUUUGUGGUGCGUUCCCUGGAGAACGAGCCCCAAAACAUGAUGGAGAGCCUAAGCCCGAGGAAAUAUUCAUCAAGUCUGAAGUUUAAAGCCAAUGGGGACUAUUCCGGCUCCUAUUUAACCCUCUCCCAACCGGUGUCUACCAAGAGAAGCCCUUCUCCAAUGGGCACCAGCGUCAGGAGCAGUCCUUCCUUGGCCAAAAUCCAGGGAAGCAAACAGUUCUGUGAUGGAAUUGAUAAAAGUAUUUCCAUGAAGCCUCCUAUUUCUUUCCUCAGUUCUGCAGCCUCUCUUGGCGGCUAUCCGCUUGGGAAAGCAGAUUUGGAUCAUUAUACUGGUCGAGAUAGUGAGAGGUCCACCAGGCUCUCAGAGAAGCCUCCCUAUUCCAGAUACAGCUCUAGGAAUAAAUCACACGACAGCGUCUACUUUCUAGGGGGGCUGGAAGGAAGAAAAACCUCUGGCUCGCUCCUGACCAUGUGGAACGGAAAUUCCUUGAGCGGCACUGGCUCCUCAUCCAUCAGCAGGUCUGGGGCAGCAAGCAUGCCUUCAAGUCCAAAGCAAGUUAGGAAGAUGAACCUUCAGGACCACUCGACACUUCAGCCCAGGUUAAGCAGGCACAAGGAGCCGGCCUCCGAAAACGUUAGUGUGAGAACAAGGAAAUACUCAGGGAGCAGUCUGAGUAAUAUGGGUGCCUACAGCCGAUCGCUUCCCAGGUUGUAUAAAGCCACAGACAACCAGAUGUCGCCUCUCAGCCUGCCUCCAAGAAAUUCCCUGGGCAAUUCCAGACGAGGUCAGUUAGGAGAAAAGGAUCUACCUCAUAGCCUAGUGGAUAGUGAUAAUUACCUUAACUUUUCUUCUCUAAGCUCAGGGGCUUCACCCUAUAAAACCUGUCUGUCAGAGGGAAAUCCUUACGUAAGCUCUGCCCUCAGUGUUCCUGCCAGCCCUCGAGUGGCUCGGAAGAUGCUCCUGGCCUCCACCUCCUCUGAUGACUUUGAUAGGGCUUCAUACUCAGGGACCAGCCCAAGUCAUUCCUUCAUUUCUGGAGAGCCAGACCGAGUGCUUGUGGCUAGGAGGAACUUCUCUUGUGGAUCAAUGGAGCUUGAUGACUCUGAUCUGGAAAGCCUAAGACAGUCGUCAGAAACUCCGCAGCCGGUCCUUCGAGAACGGAAAAGCAGCAUCAGCUCCAUUUCAGGACGCGACGACCUGAUGGAUUAUCACCGACGACAGAGGGAGGAGAGACUCAGGGAGCAGGAGAUGGAGCGACUGGAGAGGCAGCGGCUGGAGACAAUCCUCAGUCUCUGUGCUGAGUACACGAAGCCCGAAACUCGCCGCCUGUCCGCUGGUACCACGGUGGCUGAUGUGCAGAAAAUCAACAAGGAGCUUGAGAAGCUGCAGCUGUCGGAUGAGGAGUCUGUGUUCGAGGAGGCUCUGGUGUGCCCGGACGCCAGGUACAGGUGCCACCGGAAGGGCUCUCUCCAGGAUGCUGACGUUGCUGGCUUCGGGAGCCUGGGUCACAGUGCCAGCUUCCUGGCCCCCAGGGGCAGCAGGAACGAUGAACUUCUUGGUGACCUCACUAGGACGCCCCCAUCAUCCUCGGCUGCGUUUCUGAAAGCAACCAACGAGUCUUCCUACCUCAGUAUCCUUCCGAAGACCCCAGAGGAUAUAGGUGAGGAACAGAGGACUCAAGAGUUGGCUGCAAUGGAAGAUGCCCGGAUGGUGAUUCUGAACAACCUUGAGGAACUUGAGCAGAAAAUCAAAGAUAUAAAUGACCAAAUGGAUGAGUCUUCCAGAGAGUUGGAUAUGGAAUGCGCUCUUUUGGAUGGAGAACAGAAAUCCGAGACGGCCGAGCUCAUGAAGGAAAAGGAGAUUCUAGAUCAUCUAAACCGGAAAAUCACGGAACUAGAAAAGAACAUCGUAGGCGAGAAGACCAAGGAUGCCGACCUGUUGGAUGUUGAGAGCAAACACUUUGAAGACUUGGAAUUCCAGCAGCUUGAGCACGAGAGCCGCCUGGAUGAGGAAAAGGAGAACUUGACUCAACAGCUCCUGCGGGAGGUGGCAGAGUAUCAGCGCAACAUCGUGGCUAGGAAGGAAAAAAUUUCUGCAUUGAAAAAGCAAGCCAGUCACAUCGUUCAGCAAGCUCAGAGGGAGCAAGAUCACUUUGUGAAAGAGAAGAAUAAUCUAAUAAUGAUGCUCCAAAGAGAAAAAGAGAAUCUUUGUAAUUUGGAAAAGAAAUACUCCAGCCUCACUGGUGGGAAAGGGUUCCCUAUUAACCCCAAUACUCUGAAAGAGGGAUAUAUCAGUGUAAAUGAGAUUAAUGAGUCAUGUGGCAAUUCCACGAAUCUAUCCCCUUCCACUCAGUUCCCUGCUGAUGCUGAUGCUGCUGUCACUGAGCCUGCCUCGGCUGUGCCGGUGAGCCAGCCCCAGAGUUCAGAGCACCGAACAGCUGUCUAUUCUGGAUUUAUGUCUCCUUCCACCCUCUCUCCUUCUGUCACUGAACCUUCAUCAGCCACUUGGCCUGAAGUCAUGACUGCAUCUGUCGAUCCUUUCCCUUUAAAUGACACACCUCCUCCUCUACCAGCUAAGAAACACAGAAGGCAGCAGCCGCAGGAACAACAGCACUUUAGAAGCCUGGAAGAAAGGAAGAAGCAGCACAAAGAAGGCCUCUACCUGAGUGACACUCUGCCUCGAAAGAAAACCACCCCUUCCCUGUCCCCACACUUCAGCAGUGCCACAAUGGGGAGGAGCACCACCCCGAAGGCUCACCUCCCUCUGGGGCAGAGCAAUAGCUGUGGCAGUGUGCUCCCUCACUCGCUGGCGACCAUGACCAAAGACCCUGAGUCUCGGAGGAUGCUCAGAGGUUAUAAUCACCAACAGAUGAGUGAGGGACAAAGACAGAAACCUGAAUUUUACAGCCGCACAGCAUCUGAGUCAAACGUCUACUUGAAUAGUUUCCAUUACCCAGAUCGCAGCUACAAGGACCAGGCCUAUGACACAUUGAGCCUGGACAGCUCUGACAGCAUGGAUACCAGUAUCUCUGCCUGUUCGCCCGACAAUAUAUCAAGUGCCAGCACAUCCAAUAUUGCCAGAAUAGAAGAAAUGGAGAGACUCUUGAAACAGGCGCACGCGGAGAAGACACGGCUGCUUGAGUCCAGGGAACGGGAAAUGGAAGCCAAAAAACGAGCUCUGGAAGAAGAAAAACGACGCCGGGAAAUCCUGGAAAAACGACUGCAAGAAGAAACCAGCCAGAGGCAGAAGUUAAUAGAAAAAGAAGUCAAAAUAAGAGAGAAACAAAGGGCACAGGCUCGUCCCCUGACUCGCUAUCUGCCAGUCCGGAAAGAAGACUUCGACUUGCGGAGUCACGUGGAGACUGCGGGCCACAAUAUUGACACCUGUUUUCAUGUGUCAAUCACAGAGAAGACCUGCCGAGGAUACCUCAUCAAAAUGGGUGGAAAAAUUAAAACGUGGAAAAAACGCUGGUUUGUUUUUGACCGGAAUAAGCGAACAUUUUCUUACUAUGCAGACAAGCAUGAGGCCAAAUUGAAAGGCGUGAUAUACUUUCAGGCCAUUGAAGAAGUGUAUUAUGAUCACCUCAAGAACGCUAAUAAGAGCCCUAAUCCAUUACUCACCUUUAGCGUCAAGACGCAUGACAGAAUCUAUUACAUGGUGGCUCCAUCACCAGAGGCCAUGCGGAUCUGGAUGGACGUUAUAGUGACUGGAGCAGAAGGAUAUACCCACUUCCUGUUGUAGUGAACUUCCCACUUCUGGGAAGACUGCAGUAGUCUCUUACAAGAAUGAAGCCAUACCCAGUCUCAGAUGGAAAGGACUACCAGACCCCAUCCCUUCAGCUGUGUGCACUCAGAACUCUUUCUAUAACGGAGAGCCUUUCGUAUGAAAGGAAGCAGGGCCCAUAGUGAUAGGACUGGAGCUCCUAUGACAGAAACAAAAACAAAACACUAUUUUGAUAAAAGCAUCAUUUAUAUACACACUCUUUUUUUAUCAGCUGGUGUUGGUUAAAUGAACUGAACAGUUUACACAAUAUCUGUAAAUAUGUACUUAGAAAUACAAGAUUAUUUUAGAACGCAGCUCAUUGCCCUUGAUGAUCACCUGCCUUCUUUGUAGGAAGUAGAAUUUUAUAAAAGUAGACAAAUAAUGACUUAGAAGGCAACAGGUUCUAGUUAUCUUGCCUUAGUAUUUAAAUACUGCACCCAAACCAAAGACCUGGCUUGACUCCUGUUUAACGUCAGUGUUGCUCUCUAAAUAGUCUUUAAAAGGGGACUUUGAUGUUACUUCUGUCGUAUCCACUCCCCGCCCCCAACAAGCUACUGUGCCUAUAUAAUAAACCACUUUCUUAAAAGAAUAAAAAACAAAAACAAAAACAAAAACCCCCUCCUUGUUUUUAAGAAAAGGCCAUCUGGGACAACAGACCCCUGCAAUGUCAGGCAGUUUGAAUUAAGGAGAAGGUUUAGUGGGGGGGUCCUGUUCUGCGGGAGGCUUGUCUAUUCCCAGUGCGGAGAAUGGAAGCAGGCAGUAGCCACUUUUCUCCAGACUGCUGUAUUCCUCUAAUGAAGUAAAAGAGUUAUCAGCGCCCCCACGUGGCAUAACCAUGAAAAUCUGAGCAAUUAAAAUAAUCUUUUUUUUUUUUCAAAAGACAACCAAAAUUCAAAUUACCAUUCUCUAUGCUAUAUCUUUUUCCAUGUAUCUUUACAAAUACCCUUUGUUUUUAGAGCUAAUGUUUGUUGAAUGAAAUGACUUCAGGCAAGUCUCUUUUAUAAUCAUUUUUCAAAUGCCAUUUGUGUGUGCGUGCGUGUUCUGUGUUUGUAAGUAUGAACAAAUUAUUUCCUAAAACAUGCCAAAUGGGUAGAAGUAGAAAACAAUGUUUAGAAAAGUGUCCAUAAAACUGUCAGGCCAACUGGGUACAACUUAAAAGAAACUUACAGUGUACUUUUAUAUCUUUAUACAUGUUUCCAAAAUUAAGAUUUUUUGCAACUGGAUGAUGCAAGGGUUUACUUGAAUAAUGAAGGACGGAGAUCAUGACCGUAGGAGGUAUUAUUUCUUGUCUGUGAUUUUUGCAGAGGUUCCCCUUCAAUGUUAGUGAUCUUAAACAUUAAAAUGCAAUUUUCAAGA
This is a messenger RNA of Mus pahari (shrew mouse), 5628 nucleotides long. It is a transcript of the gene Phldb2, whose product is annotated as pleckstrin homology like domain family B member 2. The record is from RefSeq and is a predicted model, not a curated record. NCBI's taxonomy places the organism in Eukaryota, Metazoa, Chordata, Mammalia, Rodentia, Muridae. The transcript has 20 exons. Gene Ontology annotation, cellular component: basal cortex. Bases 325 to 4251 code for a protein of 1308 amino acids. Gene Ontology annotation, biological process: regulation of microtubule cytoskeleton organization.